AUGUCCCCAUAUGCACUCAUCUUUGGCAAGGCAUAUCACUUACCGUUGGAGCUUGAAUACAGGGCAUUUUGGGCUACAAAAAAGCUCAAUUUUGAUUUGAAAACUGCACAAGAAGCAAGGACGCUGCAAUUAUUGGAAUUAGAUGAGUGGAGAUUGCAAGCAUAUAAGUACGCCAAAAUAUACAAGGAGCGAACAAAGUGUUGGCAUGAUCAACACAUUCGUAAGAAAAAUUUUGAAAUUGGCCAAAAAGUUCUCUUGUUUAAUUAUAGGUUACGUCUUUUUCUAGGCAAGCUGAAAUCGAGUUGGUCAGGACCAUUCAUCAUCAAGGAAGUUUAUCUGCAUGGAGCAGUGGAAUUGGUUAGUGAAGACAGAGCCAACGCUUUCAAAGUUAAUGGACAACACAUCAAAUCUUACUAUAGAGGGGAUCUCGAUUGCGAAAAGACCUCCACAGAUCUAGGAAAGCCCGAAUGA
Molecule: messenger RNA, 471 nt
Organism: Benincasa hispida (wax gourd)
Lineage: Eukaryota; Viridiplantae; Streptophyta; Magnoliopsida; Cucurbitales; Cucurbitaceae
Source: RefSeq, a predicted model, not a curated record